Molecule: messenger RNA, 1823 nt
Organism: Arvicola amphibius (Eurasian water vole)
Lineage: Eukaryota; Metazoa; Chordata; Mammalia; Rodentia; Cricetidae
Product: gasdermin-D-like
Exons: 10
Coding region: 60-1823 (587 amino acids)
Biological process (GO): pyroptotic inflammatory response; defense response to bacterium
Cellular component (GO): NLRP3 inflammasome complex
Molecular function (GO): phosphatidylserine binding; phosphatidylinositol-4,5-bisphosphate binding; phosphatidylinositol-4-phosphate binding
Source: RefSeq, a predicted model, not a curated record
GCUUCCCUUGGUGGGACCAGACACUUCAGUGGAGGUGAAGAUCUGAAGAUCCGAGGGUCAUGCCAUCGGUCUUUGUGGAAGUGGUUAGGAGCGUGCUCAAAGAGGUGUACCCCAGAGGAGAGCUUACCCCAGUGGACAGCCUUGGCAACUCUACGAGCUUCAGGCCCUACUGCCUCUUGAGCAGGAAACUCUCAAGCUCAUGGUUCUGGAAAUCCCGUUAUAGGUGUGUCAACCUGUCAAUCAAGGACAUCCUGGAACCCAAUGCUCCAGAACCAGAACCAGAAUGCUGUGAUCACUUCGGGAUCUCUGUUGUCAUUGAUGGGAACAUACAGGGCCGGAUGGCACUGGCAGGCAAAGGACACGGAGAAAUUUCUGGUGAGGCUGCAGUGUCUAACAGUUGCAAUGUCUCCGUGAACGUGCGUAUACUGCGUGUGGCUCAGAACACCUGGGAGUUCCUGCAGCAUGAGAGGAGCGUGCGGCAGCCUGAACACAGAAUCCUGCAACAGCUUCGGAGCCGUGGAGAUGAUGUAUUUGUGGUGACAGAGGUGCUGCAGACAGAGGAGGAGGUGCAGGUCACCCAGACCAACAGCAGAAAGGGCUUAGGAAAGUUUGCAGUGCCUGGAGCUUUCUUGAAGGGUGAAGGCGGGGGCCAGCUAAGCCGGAAGAAGAUGGUGACCAUUCCUGCAGGCAGCGUCCUUGCAUUCCGGGUCACCAAGUUGCUCAUUGACCCUACAUGGGACAUCCUUCUCUUCCCUGAUGAAAAGAAGAGGACCUUUGAGCUGCCCCCAUCAAGUGAGGCCCCAGAUGCUCUGGGAUCACUGGGACCCAACACAAAACAGUGCUUCCCCUUUCUCCCAUCCUCAUGCCUUACAGAGUAUGACCAGAGGCAGCAUUCCUUUAGCCUGCUUGCUAUACUGCAACCUCAGCCUUUGGAACUUAGGGCCCGUGAAGGUCAGUAUCCACUUGUCCACCCUGAGGCUCUACAGGUUGCGUCUCUGAUCUCUGGAAUUGACCCACCUACCCAGUGUUCCGCAAGAUCUCAUAGGCAUCAGUGGGUAGGGCCCUUUAUUCCUCCAGAUGAAAUCUGUGCGGAGAAGGUGGCCAGAAAUGACUUCCAAGGUCUGUGUGCAGAGGUGAAGGCUGGAUGCACACAACUGGGGUACUUAGGAAUGGAUUUAAGACAACAGCUACGAAUAAACAUUGGGAGGAUUUUACAUGACCAGCCCAGCAUGGAAGUCCUGGAGGCCUCACUGGGACAGGCCCUGUGCCGUGGUGGACAGGUAGAACCUCUGGAUGGCCCAGCAGGUAGCAUCCUUGAUUGUCUAGUGCUUCCCUCUGGAGAACUGGUUCUGGAACUUGCUGCCCCCAUCUUCUACCUGUUGGGAGCACUGACUGUGCUGAGUGAAACCCAGCAACAGCUGCUGGCAAACGCUCUGGAGACAACGGUGCUGUCCAAGCAGCUGGAGCUGGUGGAGCAUAUCCUGGAGAAGAGCUCCCCAUGGCAGAAGCAGAACUCUGUGGCCCUCCCCCACAGACUCUUUGGGAACAGCUGGCAUGAGGAGGCUCCCAUCUGGAUCUUGCUAGAAGAAUGUGGCCUAAUGCUGCAGGUGGACACCCCCCAGGUGCACUGGGAACCAACAUCUCAGAGCCCCACAUGUGCGCUCUAUGCCUCCCUGGCCCUAUUGUCAAGUCUCAGCCAGGGACCUUACAAGUCUGCAUGCCUCCCUUUUCCCAGCAUCCUCAUGUCCUGCUUCCAGCCAGGGCACAAUUCAGAAAGUAGAGCAGAGCCUCUAGGGACUGGGGAUGGAAUAGGAGAUACUUAA